AUCGUGACAUGAAGGCUUUAAUAGUAGUUGAUCUCCAAUAUGAUUUUGUUCCUCCGGAUGGUAAGUUGGCCGUACCUGGAGGAGCCGAACUCCCUGAGAAAAUUUCUAAUUUGUGCGAAGCUUUGAAAAAAAAGGGGUUUCUUAUAGUCGGUACUCAAGACUGGCAUCCUCGUAACCAUGGAAGUUUUGCAUCCACUCAUUCGAAACCGCCAUUUACUAUGGGAGAAUUAUCGGGAGCGCCGCAAAUGCUAUGGCCUGACCAUUGCGUGCAGGAAAGUAAAGGCGCCGAGCUUGAUUCGCUCGUGAAAGGGCACCUUGAAAAAGUUAUUCAAAAAGGGACCAAUCCCGCUGUGGAUAGUUAUAGCGGUUUUUUUGAUAAUAAUAAAAAUGGCGAUACCGGCUUAAACGAUUAUCUGCAAGCUAAUAAUAUUAAAAAAGUUUAUGUGUGCGGACUUGCGCUUGAUUACUGCGUAAAGUUUACUUGCUUGGACGCUGUGGCGCUUCAUUAUGACACGAAUCUUAUAACGGAUUUGUGCCGCGCCGUGACUGUUCAAGGCGGAAUCGAUGCUCUUAAAGAAUUAAAAUUAAAAAAAGUAAAAUUGGUAGAUUCUAAAGAGCUCUUGAAAUAAUCUGAAGUAAAAAAAAU
Messenger RNA from Zophobas morio, 646 nucleotides. RefSeq names its product nicotinamidase-like. Bases 9 to 629 code for a protein of 206 amino acids. Lineage: Eukaryota; Metazoa; Arthropoda; Insecta; Coleoptera; Tenebrionidae. The transcript is spliced from 7 exons. The record is from RefSeq and is a predicted model, not a curated record.